Sinocyclocheilus anshuiensis is the source of this 4695-nucleotide messenger RNA. RefSeq names its product anaphase-promoting complex subunit 1-like. Gene Ontology annotation, molecular function: molecular adaptor activity. The record is from RefSeq and is a predicted model, not a curated record. Gene Ontology annotation, biological process: metaphase/anaphase transition of mitotic cell cycle; anaphase-promoting complex-dependent catabolic process; protein K11-linked ubiquitination. The coding region runs from base 1 to 4452 and encodes 1483 amino acids. Gene Ontology annotation, cellular component: anaphase-promoting complex. NCBI's taxonomy places the organism in Eukaryota, Metazoa, Chordata, Actinopteri, Cypriniformes, Cyprinidae. The transcript is spliced from 37 exons.
AUGCUGGUGCUUGAGGCCAAUGGAAGUCUGGUCUUGUACACAGGAGUCACACGGGACAUUCAUACAAUGCUGGUGCUUGAGGCCAAUGGAAGUCUGGUCUUGUACACAGGAGUCACACGGGUCAGCAAAGUGUUUGUCCCUGGCCUUUUGUCUCCUACCUUCAGUGUGCAAAACCACCAGCCGCAGUUAAGCACCCCUCUGGAGAACAUCAGCACCCCCGCAAGGGCCACGGUUCAGCAUAUGAGCCGACUGGAGGAGGUUGGCAUGCCGUCUCCUGUGUUGGAGGUGCGCAGCACGACGCAGCACCAUGAGUCGUCCUGGCUGGAAGACUCUUCAUUCCAGCAGGCUGCACCUCACAUCCACACCCUCCGAGACCCCGUCAGCAACAGAGUCACGCUGGAAUUGAGCUCCGGUUCCAUGUUAAGAAUCACCAUUCCCGAGUUGGCUACUUCAGAGCUGGUCAAGCGUUGCUUGCAGGCCAUCAGGUUUAUCUUACCCAAGGACACUGCCAUGAAAGUGCUGGUCAAGUGGUACAACAGUUACAAUGCCCCUGGAGGUCCCAGCAUGCACCUGGAGUGGAACCUGUUUGUUACAUGCCUAAUGACAAUGAUGGGUUACAACACGGAACGACUGACGUGGACACGCAAUCUUCAUUUUGAAGUGCCACUCUCUCCAGUAAUAGCCCCGAAGAAAGCCCGACCUGCUGACACAGGUUCAGAUGAGGAUUGGGGAUACCUCCGAUGCUCCGACUACCAUUGGCAGGUUUACAUGCGCCCUGCGGUGGCUGUUCAGGGCCUGGAGCCGGUGUCGCCCCCCGGUGGAGUGGAUAACCACGAGUCUGUUCUGGGUUUAGAGUCGUCUGCCCUGCUCUUUCCACACAUCCCGGUGCUCUGCUAUGUUCUGCAUCUGCUCUAUGAAGACCUGAAGCUGGACGAGCUGCAGCGGAGCGGGGCGAGAGCUCUGGUCGGUCUGCUGCAACAGCUGGCCAAGGACCUGCAACUGGAGGAUUUCAUUGAUCUGUACUGGCGCGAUUACCCCUCAUUCAUCAAAACGUUCAAGGAGGCCUGCGUGAUUGAUCAAGCUCAGAUGGAGCUGAUGACUUGGCCGGUGUUCCUGGAUGGGGAGGCCCCGUGUGUGUUCAGCUGGCUCAGUCGCUGUCUGAGAGGGCAAGAUGUGGCGCCUUUUCCUUAUCUGCUUGGCAUCUGUGAGAGAACCAAACUACUGGUGCUGAGUUAUGCCCUGUACGUGGUCGGAGAUGAGGAUGCGAUCUCGACAAACAUGUUGAAGUACCUCUCCAGGCUGUCAGCAGGGCAAAAGAAAAACACGAGUGAUCCUUUUCUGAGAAGGCAGAGCAGCGUGAAGCCCGCACCUUCAUCUGAAUGCCUGGCUGAGAAGCUGGUGGUGUGGUUGACCUCUGCAGGAUUUACACUGAAAGAUCUGGAGUCGGUUCCGUUUGGUGUGGCUCUGCCAAUCAGAGACGCCAUCUACCUGUGCAGAGAGCAUCCCUGCUCUGAUUGGUCUGAGGAGGUCUGCGCUCUGAUUGGACGACAGGACCUGACCAGACAAGCUCACAAAGUGACCCUGGCCAAUCGUAAAUCGACUGUGGGUCUGAAUGUUAUGCUUGAGCCACCAGUCACCAGUGAAGCCGACGAGGAGGAGGAUGGUAUGACAGACCUGCACCCAGAGGUGACGGGGCUGAUCUGGAGUCAGGAUCUGAGGGUGCAGGAGGUCCGCCGUCUGCUCCAGAGCUCCAGACCCAUCCGGGUCAAUGUGCUCCACCUGCCUGAAGUCAGUGACCAUGAGUACAUAGAGGAGAAGGAGAACAAGCUGCUGCAGUUGUGCCAGCGCACCAUGGCUCUUCCGGUGGGACGGGGACUCUUCACUCUUUUCUCAUACCAUCCUGUGCCAACCGAACCACUCCCUGUGCCCAAACUCAACCUGACUGGCCGCGCUCCUCCCAGGAACACCAUGGUGGACCUGAACAGCGGUAACAUCGAUGUGCCGCCCAACAUGACCUGCUGGCCCAGCUUUCACAACGGUGUGGCGGCUGGUCUUAAGAUCGCCCCUGCUUCUCAGGUGGAAUCUGCCUGGAUUGCGUACAACAAACCCAAAAGUGCCGACCUGGCCAACGAAUACGCCGGUUUCCUCAUGGCACUGGGCCUCAACGGCCACCUCACUAAACUAGCAACACUUAACAUCCAUGACUACCUCACCAAGGGUCACGAGAUGACGAGUAUCGGGCUCCUGCUGGGUGUUUCUGCUGCCAAACUGGGCACCAUGGACAUGUCCAUCACCCGUCUGCUAAGCAUCCACAUUCCCGCGCUGCUGCCGCCCACCUCCACAGAGCUGGAUGUGCCUCACAGCGUGCAAGUGGCCGCUGUGGUCGGCAUCGGUCUGGUUUACCAGGGCACCGGUCACCGGCACAACGCAGAGGUGUUACUGGCAGAGAUCGGACGUCCACCUGGUCCUGAGAUGGAGUACUGUACGGAUAGGGAGUCCUACUCCCUAGCAGCUGGACUGGCACUUGGCAUGGUCUGCCUGGGGCACGGCAGUAACCUGAUCGGGAUGACCGACCUGAACGUGCCCGAGCAGCUCUAUCAGUAUAUGGUGGGAGGUCAUCGGCGCACGCAUGCUGGCAUCAGCAGAGAGAAACACAAGUCUCCCAGCUAUCAGAUCAAGGAGGGUGACACUAUCAAUGUGGACGUGACCUGUCCUGGUGCAACACUUGCCCUAGCCAUGAUUUACCUGAAAACAAAUAAUAGGUCUAUAGCUGAUUGGUUGAAAGCCCCGGACACCAUGUUUCUGCUGGACUUCAUCAAGCCUGAGUUUUUGCUGCUGAGGACGCUGGCCAGAUGUCUUAUCAUGUGGGACGAGAUCUUUCCCAAUGCUGAUUGGGUGACCAGUAAUGUGCCUCAGAUCAUCCAAGAAAACAUCGGAAACCAGGAGCAGACACCCAUCUCUGAGGAUCUCAACAUGGAGACCUUAGUUCAAGCUCAUGACUAUAUAAUUGCUGGAGGCUGCCUGGCCGUGGGAUUCCGGUUUGCUGGGUCUGCAAAUUCAGAUGCUUUUGACUGCUUAUACAAAUUUGCCAGAAACUUCAUGCAGUGUCUGACAACCUCCACGGCUACAGUGACAGGGCAGUAUAACCUGCAGACGUGUUUAAGCAUGGUCCUCCUGGCGGUUUCAAUGGUGAUGGCUGGUUCAGGGAACUUGAAAGUGUUGCAGCUGUGCCGAUUCCUCCACAAACGCACCUUUGGCGAGAUGAACUAUGGCUUCCACAUGGCCCAUCACAUGGCUCUGGGCCUGCUCUUCCUGGGUGGAGGGAGGUACACGCUUAGCACCUCCAACUCGGCCAUUGCUGCCCUCCUUUGUGCACUUUAUCCUCAUUUUCCUGCUCACAGCACAGACAACAGGUAUCACCUCCAGGCGUUGCGCCACCUGGCUGUGCUCGCAGCAGAACCGCGUCUGCUGGUGCCUGUAGAUGUGGACACCCUCAAACCCUGCUACGCUCUGCUAGAUGUCACCUACAAGGAGACGCAGUGGUACGAAGAGACGACCGUGGAGUUGAUGGCUCCCACUAUGCUGCCUGAACUUAACCUUCUGAAACGGAUUAAGGUGAAAGGUCCAAGAUAUUGGGAGCUGAACAUUGACAUCAGUAAAGGAACCCAACAUCUGCAAUCCAUCCUAUCCAAAGACGGCGUUCUGUAUGUGAAGUUGCGCGCCGGACAGCUGCCCUACAAGGAUGACCCUCAAGGCUGGAAGAGCUUACUGGCCCCCAACCUCAACAACAGAAGUGCUGAAGUGCGCACUUUUAAGCCCGAGGCCAUCUCAACCUUCACCUCUGACGUGGCUCUGGUCUCCUUCGCCGAGUACUUCUGCAGGGCCUCGGAAAACAUGAAGCAUAAGCAGGAGACCGUGGCAUUACUGUCAGCAAUUCUGUAUGAAUGUGUGACACAGGAAUACCCAGAAGUGCUGCCAACACACAUCUCUAUUGACCAGGCUGUGCGGACUCUGGAUCGAGACAAUCUCUGUGAGACGUUCAGUCUGUGGCAGAUGAAGCUGGUGCUGGAGUUGUGUGAGAGCCGAGUCCUGCAGCAGCGGCUCAGAGACACACGGCGUCAGGGCCGCGGCCUGCUGCUCAGUUCAGAGUUCCUGCCCGUCAUGAAGAGCUCAGCCGACCGAGCCCUGGAUCGCUGGCUCUGUGAUAACAGUCACGUGCUGCAAGCGUACAUGAGAAGACAGCCGAUGAACAACGACACUGAUGUCAACAUGUUAGCCUGCUUCCUGGUCUACCAUUCUAUCCCCAGCCUCAAGAACACGGUGGCAUCUGACCUGGAAGGAUGUUCCUGUUUUCCAAAGCUGCUGCUCAAGAGCAGUCAGUUGGGCGUUCCUGUACGUGCUCUGCUGCGUUUGAGUCCUCUGCUCCUUCAGAAACAAGAUUCUAGAGUUUAACCCACCAAUUCCUGGAGGUCAACCAACCUUCUGCUUAUCCAGGUACCGCAGGGUUAUGGUUGCCUUGUCCUCACAGGCCACAGGAACCUGCUGCAAGAUUUAUUAUGUGGACAUUUUUAUCACAUGAUUGUGUCUUUGAAGUGCUGGAGAAACAGGUUUGCUCACCCCUAUUUUGACAUGUAAAUAGUUUGUAACUAUAUUUGUACCUAUGAUAAUUCAGUCAAUAAAUAUGACUUGAGGAAA